Molecule: messenger RNA, 784 nt
Organism: Capsella rubella
Lineage: Eukaryota; Viridiplantae; Streptophyta; Magnoliopsida; Brassicales; Brassicaceae
Product: ferredoxin-3, chloroplastic
Exons: 2
Coding region: 115-579 (154 amino acids)
Biological process (GO): electron transport chain
Cellular component (GO): plastid
Molecular function (GO): electron transfer activity; 2 iron, 2 sulfur cluster binding
Source: RefSeq, a predicted model, not a curated record
GCUUUCACCUCUCGUCUCUCAAACCUCUCCACCAACCCUCUCUCUCUCUCUCUCUCUCGCACUCUCCGCCUCCUCUCUCAAUCUCAAUCUCUCUCUCAGGUGAAGUUUUAAAGAAUGGCGACUGUGCGAAUCUCCUCGACUAGUAUGACUAAGGCGGUUCUUGGAAGUCAGGCGACUAACAAGCUUAUUACUAAUAAGAGCUACAACUUAUCAGUUGGAUCAACCAACAAGGUUUCGAGAUCUUUUGGUUUGAAGUGCUCGGCGAAUUCUGGUGCCACGAUGUCAGCUGUAUACAAGGUCAAGCUCUUGGGACCUGAUGGUCAAGAAGAUGAGUUUGAGGUUCAAGACGACCAAUACAUAUUGGAUGCAGCUGAGGAAGCUGGAGUUGACUUGCCUUACUCUUGCAGAGCCGGUGCUUGUUCGACUUGCGCGGGUCAGAUUGUGUCGGGGAAUGUUGAUCAGUCGGAUGGUUCGUUUUUGGAGGAUAACCACUUGGAGAAGAAUUAUGUUUUGACUUGUGUGGCUUACCCACUGUCUGACUGUGUGAUCCAUACCCACAAGGAAACUGAACUUUUCUAAGUUCGGAUUCGCGUAUUUGGUAAUGAUGCAAAUUGUUAUUUGAGCGGUCUUUUUUAGUUGUUAUUACCAGUUUGGUUCUACGGAUUUGUGUGGUUUUAAGGGUAUGCAUUUGUAUGGAAAUGACUCGAGAUAUGCCUUUUUAGUGUUCAUGAAUCUGUCACUGGGAAGCAACUGGUUAAUAAAAAUGGUUUUAAGUUUCGACAAA